Molecule: messenger RNA, 1273 nt
Organism: Athalia rosae (coleseed sawfly)
Lineage: Eukaryota; Metazoa; Arthropoda; Insecta; Hymenoptera; Athaliidae
Gene: gdl
Product: gonadal protein gdl
Exons: 2
Coding region: 207-734 (175 amino acids)
Source: RefSeq, a predicted model, not a curated record
AGUUAGGUUUUCUCGCAGUUCGUCUUUUGGUAACAAGGACUUAUUACUUCUCAUGAUAAGCGGUGUGUCCAACUAGACAGGGUGUGAGUUUGAAGUUACUCAACAAUCUGUUGUAUAUUCUUGUGAUUUGUGAGAGUUAACACUUCCGUAAAAAUGAGAUAAAAUAACCUACUGUAAACCUAGUGUCGGCUAGGUAAACGUUAAUAAUGGCAGCAGCGAGUCCGACCCCGCAGGAUUUACAAAGAAAACUUUACUUCCUCGUGGAGCAGUUGCAACAAAUGGCAAGCGAGCUGCCUUCAAAGUACCAGAUGCGUUUACCGUACGAACUCCUGUCUGGACUUGCAAAUUCUUUGCUCAAUGACACCAUUUUUGAAAUAGUCAAAGGACUGAUGGAAAUCCAACACGUUACGGAAAAGCAUUUAUUCCAGCAGCGCCUACAAUUGUUGAACCAGCAAAAAAUUGAAAUUCAAGAAGGACUCUCCUCGCUUGCACUCGAUGAGGAAAAGAGAAUUGCAACAAAGUUGGCUCUGCAAAAGCGACACAAGGAUGAACUCCGACAAACUGAUAUGAAACUGGUUUUGCAACUGGAUCAGAAGGUUUCUGAUCAACAAGGUAUUUUGGAAAAGGCUGGAGUGCCUGGUUUCUACGUUACUAACAACCCAACAGAGAUUCAAGUACAAAUGCGGCUCUGUGACUUCAUCAUUAGACUCAGCAAAAUGAAAAUACCAUGUUAAAUCAACGAAAAUAUAUUAGAGAGGCUGAAGAUGCCUUGCGAAAUUGUGAGGCUUGGAUGCUGAGCGUGGAGUUCGCGUGUAUCGGAUCACUUGAUCCCUCAAGGAAGCAAAUUCUAUAAACAUCAUCGAACGUUGAAGCAAAAUGUACCUCCAGACCUUCUGUUAUGUACUUGGGAAGAUCGUCAAAAUCUUUUUUGUUUUCUUCAGGUAAGAUUAUGCAAGUUACGCCGACUCGUUUUGCCUGGAAACGAUAAGAAAAAAGUGCAAUUAAUGAAUCCUUCCUUCUCAAGUAAAAAAAAAAGUCUAUUCCUACCGCGAUUGUCUUUUCCUUGAUGCCACCAACGGGAAGGAUCUUCCCUGUAAGACUCAACUCGCCGGUCAUCGCUAAGUUUUGCCUGAUAGAUUGAUUUUUAGCAAGCGAGACCAAAGCCACAGCAAUAGUUGCACCAGCGCUGGGUCCAUCCUUGGGUGUUGCACCUUCUGGUACAUGUAGGUGCAGAUGCGCAUCGUAGAGGAAUGUAUUUGUCUGAUCUUCCUUG